AUGGGCAACGAAGAACUUAGAAUAACGAAACAAAAGUUGGUUCAGAGCGUUAAAGGUGUAGUUCACGAUUAUUCCUCUCGUAAUCCGCCAGCACCCUCGGCUGCUAGGGAAGUAGGUACUCGAGAACAAACCCAUUUCAAUCAAGAGACUUUGGAUAAUUCAGCUCGAAAUCCGAUCGUCAUCGACGACGACGACGAGGAUAUUGAAGACGUUCAAGGGCAGACAUUGGACUUGAACGGAGACAAUCUAAACUGCUUUAUGAAACGGAUUUUAGUGGAUGAUCUUACAAGUGGUUCGGAUAGUGAUUAUAACAAAUACUGGAUCGAUUGGUUUUUGUCUACCAAAGGAAAUGAAUAUUUUUGCGAAGUUGAUGAAGAGUACAUACUCGAUCGAUUUAAUCUGACUGGAUUGAAUUCUGAAGUUCAACAUUAUGUUCAGGCGCUUGAUUUGAUAACGGAUUCUUUGGGCAAGUUUUGUUUUACGAGCAUCUUUAGAAUAAAUUCUUAUUUUUUUAUUUUAGAAAAAGAAGAACUUGAUGAUGAGAUGCGUGAAGCUGUCGAGAAAUCUGCUCGUCAUUUAUACGGAUUAAUUCACGCAAGAUUUAUCAUCACAAGUCGAGGAUUAGCGAAAAUGCUUGAGAAAUACAAAAAAGCAGAGUUUGGUCGUUGUCCACGCGUUUUAUGUCACAAUCAACCACUUUUACCCGUCGGCCUUUCUGAUCAGCCAUACACCAAGUCUGUGAAAUUGUAUUGUCCUCGCUGUGAAGAUAUUUACAAUCCUAAAUCCACGCGACAUUCCAGCAUUGACGGCGCAUAUUAUGGCUCCACAUUUCCUCAUAUGCUCUUUCAAGUCUAUCCACAUUUGCUUCCACCUAAGAGUAAUGAACGGUAUGUGCCAAGAAUUUUUGGGUUCAAGAUUCAUGAUAUUGCCAAACAACAUCGUUGGCAAGACCAACAAAGGGAGGAACAACAAAGAAGGAUCACCGCGGGAACCGAUGGAAACAAUAAUAGUUAG
Racocetra fulgida is the source of this 1014-nucleotide messenger RNA. NCBI's taxonomy places the organism in Eukaryota, Fungi, Glomeromycota, Glomeromycetes, Diversisporales, Gigasporaceae. The record is from the annotation of a GenBank genome assembly.